AUGGCCACUCAGCGGACCUUCUGCCGAGCCGCCGUGCUGCAGCGGGGCCCAUGCGCCGUGGCGGCCGCAGCCGCAGCGAUCCGCGACCAGCUCGCCGCACACCCUCACCUGCCGCCGGACCUCGUAGCGAACUUGAUGGCAGCUGCGGACGCCCUGGAGGGCAAGGAGCCUGCGCCGGCGCCUGCUGCAGCCGUGCACGACCCAGCCGACGACGUUGAGGUGACCACCAGCGACGGCGACAAAAAGCAGCGGAAAGACAAGCGCAAGCGGCGCGACUCAGAGGCGCCGCCGCCGGCAGCAGAGGCAGGGGUGCACGACGGACAGGCAGCAGCGGCUGUGCCGGCAACCCCAGAGGGCGGCAAGCCUGCUAAGAAAAAGCACAAAAAGGACAAAGGCGCUGCAGUCGUAGCGGUGCCAGGGUCAGCGGCAACGCCCGGCGCUGCCACUGGUCCAGGCGAGCAGCAGCAGCAGCAGCAGCAGCAGCAGCAGCAGCAGCAGCAGCAGCACAAGCAGCAGCAACAGCAACAGGGGCAGCAGCAACCACACAACAGAAAGCAGAAGCACAAACAUAAACAGCAGCCACCACCUGAUGGCGGGGGCAGCGCCGGCGACGGCGUGGCGGCAGCAGACGCCGGCAGCAGCGGAAAGCACCGGCAUGAAAACGGAGUGCCGGCUGACACCGGCGGCAGCGGCUUGCCCAGCAAAAAGGAGGGCGCACCCAACAGCGGCCAGCAUGAAGACGCCCACAGAGAGAAGAGUGCCAAGAAGAAGCACAAGGACAAGGAGAGGAAUCAGGACAAGGCUAGUGCCAAAGCUACGCUCAAAAAGAAGGAAAAGGACAAGGUCGGCAAGGAGAAGGGGAAGAGCGGCGGCCAGUAG
This is a messenger RNA of Monoraphidium neglectum, 879 nucleotides long. RefSeq lists its product as hypothetical. NCBI's taxonomy places the organism in Eukaryota, Viridiplantae, Chlorophyta, Chlorophyceae, Sphaeropleales, Selenastraceae. The record is from RefSeq and is a predicted model, not a curated record. Bases 1 to 879 code for a protein of 292 amino acids. The transcript has a single exon.